UGAGCUGCGAUUGGGUUCCGGCGCUGAGCGGACCGGGGUCUGCUCGCUUGGAGGGCUGCGGGCGUCUCCGCUUCCAUGGACAAUAUGGCGAGCCCAGGUAAAGAUAAUUUCAGAAUGAAAAGCUACAAGAAUAAUGCACUUAACCCCCAAGAAAUGCGAAGACGAAGAGAGGAGGAGGGAAUCCAGCUUCGUAAACAGAAAAGGGAAGAGCAACUGUUUAAACGCAGAAAUGUUUCUCUACCGGGAAACGAAGAAUCUAUGGUAGAAAGUCCAAUUCAGGAUCCUGAUGUCAGCUCCACUGUACCUAUUCCAGAGGAAGAAGUUAUUACAGUAGAUAUGGUGCAGAUGAUUUUCUCGGAUGAUCCUGAUCAGCAACUCACAGCAACUCAGAAAUUCAGAAAAUUGCUAUCUAAAGAGCCUAACCCACCUAUAGAUGAAGUUAUACAAAAACCAGGAGUAGUACAGAGAUUUGUGAAAUUUCUAGAGAGGAAUGAGAAUUACACUCUGCAAUUUGAAGCAGCUUGGGCUUUGACAAACAUAGCCUCUGGAACUUUUCUGCACACCAAAGUUGUAAUUGAAACUGGAGCUGUUCCAAUUUUUAUUAAGUUGCUUAGUUCAGAGCAUGAAGAUGUGCAGGAGCAGGCAGUGUGGGCUCUUGGUAACAUUGCUGGUGAUAAUGCAGAAUGCAGAGACUUUGUUUUGAACUGUGGAAUACUACCGCCCCUCUUGGAACUGUUAACAAAUUCAAAUCGUCUUACAACAACUAGAAAUGCAGUCUGGGCUCUCUCAAAUCUCUGUAGAGGAAAGAACCCACCUCCAGACUUCAGUAAGGUUGCUCCUUGCUUGAAUGUUUUAUCAAGACUGCUGUUUAGCAGUGACCCAGACGUUUUGGCAGAUGCUUGCUGGGCCCUCUCUUACCUUUCAGAUGGCCCCAACGAUAAAAUUCAAGCUGUUAUUGAUUCUGGAGUGUGCCGAAGAUUGGUAGAGUUGCUCAUGCAUAAUGAUUACAAGGUGGUAUCCCCUGCAUUAAGAGCAGUUGGAAAUAUUGUUACUGGGGAUGAUAUCCAAACACAGGUGAUUCUGAACUGCUCUGCAUUACCCUGUCUCUUGCACUUGCUUAGUAGUCCCAAGGAAUCUAUUCGAAAAGAAGCAUGCUGGACUGUUUCUAAUAUUACUGCAGGAAACAGAGCUCAGAUUCAGGCUGUUAUAGAUGCAAAUAUUUUUCCAAUAUUGAUUGAAAUUCUUCAAAAAGCUGAAUUUCGCACCAGAAAAGAAGCAGCAUGGGCCAUAACUAAUGCCACAUCAGGAGGAACCCAUGAACAGAUUAGGUAUUUGGUAGCACUAGGUUGUACCAAGCCUCUGUGUGACCUCCUGACUGUGAUGGAUUCAAAAAUAGUACAGGUGGCUUUAAAUGGACUUGAAAAUAUUCUGCGCCUCGGGGAACAAGAGUCUAAGCAAAAUGGAAUGGGCGUUAAUCCUUACUGUGCCCUUAUAGAGGAAGCAUACGGACUUGAUAAAAUUGAAUUUCUCCAGAGGCAUGAAAACCAAGAGAUCUACCAAAAGGCUUUUGAACUCAUAGAACAUUACUUUGGUGUUGAAGAAGAGGACUCCAGUAUUGCACCUCAGGUGGAUGAAAGUCAGCAGCAGUUUCUGUUUCAACAGCAGGAGGCUCCAAUGGAGGGGUUUCAGCUGUAAACUUCUAAAGUGAAGACAAGCAUAAAAUGUAAAUACUUGUAGGGUUUUGGGUUGGGUGUUCGGUUUUGGGUUUUUUUCUUCCUCAGAGGUCUUUUCUUUAUGGCCAAAGUUAGAGGAAAAGUUGAGUAUGUUUUGCAGAAAUAGAUGAAGAAACAGCUCAUGCACUUUUAUAUAUUGUGUUAGAUACAAUUGUUCUUUGUUUUCUAUUUGUGUUUUUCAUUAUCUCUUAUGUACAGAAAAUGACUGUGAGUAAUAAUGUCUAAAGUAAAGAAUUAAAUGUGAUUUAACAAGAAUUGUUAAACUAAGACUUUGUAGAAUUUUAGGUAGUGGUUCUGAAAUUUUCAUGUAGUCUCAAACUGCAUAUCAGCAAUACAGUUACUGACAGUUGCAUUUUUGGCAGUAGGCUUGACUUGCCCAGUCUCUAUCAAAUCUACCUCUCGUAUUGAAGCAAAAACAUUGCUUCAGAACUAAGGCAUGAAUUAAAGAUGAGCUUGUAAGAAGCUGAAUUGGAAUGUGAAAAAUAUUUAUUUAAAUUGUGAAACUUUUAUGCAUUACUUACUUUACCACACACUGUUGGAAUUUAUUUAUAAAAAGUAUUUAAAGACAUAAUAGAUAUACAUAUAUAGUGCUAAUUACCUAAUAUAAUAUUGAGUAUAUGAAAAACUUUUUCUGAAUUAUGUGGAAUGAGAGCUAUUUCAGAAGUUUUCCAAUUGGAAUCAGCAGAGAGCUUGCUGGUCAUUUGGUGUUGACUCUGUAAUUAAAGCUGCUAAAUGGCAUUAAAAGUCAGCCACCAAUACUUUGCAGUGGAAACAGUUGCUGUAGUUACCACAAGAAUGCCACAAUUAUGAGUGACAGGAUGCUGAUUUGCACAAAUCACCAAGCAGAUGGCUUAGAGCUGUCUCCUGUCAAAAUGUGGUAGCACCACUUAGUUUGAGAAACAUUGCAAUGUUUGCCUUUCUAGUACAGUAGGUUCUUGAAAGUUUAGACAGUAGGUGUUGUUUUUUUGACCAAAUACGCUACCACCAUUUGAAUUGUUCUUUAAGUUGACUAAUUUGGUUUUCUUUUGGUAAGACAAUAGAAAUACUGCAGUGAAGAAUGAAUAGUGAAAUACUGUUUUCCAGUUGAAGGAAAAGUUUGUUGUACUGUAAAUAGCAUUAAGUAUGUGGACACCAAAACUAACUAGAAGUUUAUGUCAUCUAAAUAUUUAGGCUCUAUAAUAUACAGUAUUUACUGUUAAACACUAAAAGAAAUAGAAUUCUGGUAUUUACCUUAACAAUUUUGAAUACAGAAAAAUGUAUGCUCUGCUUUGACUUGCAUAUAAGUAGUGUUUCUGGUGUAUUAGUAGUGUAUCUUAUUUGGAGAAAUCAGUACUUUGGGUUAACUCUGAAGUAUGAUUAUUUUUAUUACCUGUAUUAAUAUCAAACUCCUGGGUUAAGUGAAAUCCUUGACAUACAACAUGCUUCAUGAAAAGCUGCAGUUUCAAAUUACUUACCCCAUGGCACUGUGCUUAUCACUAAACAACGUUAAUGCACUGAAAAAUACAGGUUAAAGGCAGCAUCAUUUGCAGUACCAUUUUAUAGUUAUAAUUUUUUUACCGUGCAAGUUAAGAUUCUAAGAUGUUUCAUUUUGAUGUUACAGCAAUAUAUACUAUAUUGUAAUUGAACGUGCGACUUGAAGUGGAUUUUCUAAGACUAAUGGUCAGUUUUGACUAAGAUGUAACUGGGAGGGAAGAAACCUCUUCAGUCUUUUUAGUGAAAGAUAGAAGAAGUGUAUAUAGGAGUGUUGUUACUUUAUGAACUCUGAAUAAUGAGCUAUUUUAGCAAAUGACACUUUAAACCUAGAUUUGUACAGCAUACAACAGUUUUGAAUAGUGUGAUAAUCUUGAGUACAGCUGCCAAAUUUUCAUAUAAUGCUAAAUGAUUGUAUUUAUGCCCUUUUUACUCUCAUAGUUUUAGGUUUUCAUAUACUGACCUUCCUUCUUUCCUGUGUGCCCCCUAACCACCCAUCUGUUCAAAGUACAGGGUAACAAUAAUGGAAAUCUGUCAGGAUGACUAGUAAAUGCUGAAUUUCAAUGUUCUUCUAAUGUAAGAAAAAAUAUUCAGGUAACAGGGUAUUUUGUUGUUUCUAACAACCUUGUUUUGAUAACAUAACCAGCUGUGCCUGCUUUUUAUUUGGAGAACCCUGUAAAAACUGCAUUUAUAAGCCUCUCUAAUUUAAACCAAAUCUGAACUAUAAAAAUCUUUACGUAAAGACUUGAAAAUGAAGAAAAGAGGGGACAUUUAAAGUAUUAAUUUGUUUUGAAAGAAUGUCUUCAGUUGUGUGGAUAUAUUAUUCUUUAUAUGUGAACAGUUAGUGACUGCACUUUACGCAUUUAGAUAAACUAUUUCAUGCCUCUGAUACAUUUAAGUGUAAUGGUUUAACAGGGAACUAAAAAUGAUGACUUUGGCUAAUAGAAAUCAUUAUUUAAACUCAACAUAUGAUUUACCCUAAAAUUGUUAAUGAAAACUCUUUAAAGGUUAAAUGUACAAGAUGGCCUCUCCUAUAUUAUCACUGGGUUUACAUCCCACUUUGUUAAAAAGCACAUACAUAAAUGAUAAUAAAAACCCCAGAGAUAAUGACUUGAGGCCAACUCUGGUGUAGCCAUUUGCAGGCAGGGUGUGAAUAGGAUGAUGAAACCAGUGUACAGAAAAAAAAAAAUUAACUGUGAGAGGAAAAUCUUUAAGUUUGGCUUUAGAUAUGGACUCUGAAGUGCCCCAUCAGUUACAAAGUGUUUAAAAACACAGGGGUUUGGGGUUUUGGCUUUAGUUAAAAGGGUACCAUUUGUUCUGCUUAAAGGUGAAUAUUAACUAGCUAAUCUAUGCAACUAUGCAGAGCAUAAGAUUAUUUUUUUUAGUUCCCUACUCUUGACACACUGAAUCAUAUCUAAUUUUUUCAUUGUUGCACUUUUGUCUGAGGACUGGUUCAUACAGCUUUUUAAUUUCCUAGUAUUUGCUUUAAACACUGUUGCUAGCAGCAAUCAGAAAAUAGUAAUAAUGUUGACACAGAAAUAAGCUAGCUGUAGAACACAUUUUCAACUGGAAAAUAUUUAUUGUUGGGUCUGUCUUUUUAAAAAUAGAAAAGAUGCACUAUUGUCUAUCCUCCACAGGUAAUGCUCAGUUUAAAUUUCCUAAAUUGUACAGCUGAGGAUUUUAGUAAUAGAUCUGCCAAUUGCUACCUGAAGUUUAACUUUGAGCUCAGGAGUUCACUGAAAUCUGGAAUGAGAAAUUUAAUUUACUUACAGCACAAUAUGUUCAUGUAAUGUAUGGGAACUAAAUUUGCCUAUAUGAACUUAAGAUAGUAAUAGUGCAUCUUUAAAUCCAGGCCGAAGGCCCAUUACUGUAAAAGAACACAUGAAUAGUAUGCAAUAUUAUGGAAUGUUAAAUCUCCAAAUACCAUACAGAAACCAAUAAAACUUAUUUUACAGAUG
Molecule: messenger RNA, 5161 nt
Organism: Melopsittacus undulatus (budgerigar)
Lineage: Eukaryota; Metazoa; Chordata; Aves; Psittaciformes; Psittaculidae
Gene: KPNA5
Product: karyopherin subunit alpha 5
Exons: 14
Coding region: 76-1695 (539 amino acids)
Biological process (GO): NLS-bearing protein import into nucleus
Cellular component (GO): cytoplasm; nucleoplasm; nucleus
Molecular function (GO): nuclear import signal receptor activity; protein binding
Source: RefSeq, a predicted model, not a curated record